UCUUCGCAUAUGUCAAUAAAGGCACCUAUAGUUUAAUAAUAAAGAAUAAUAUCUUGGCAGGCUACACCUACUUCUCUCUGUUUUUCCCUAUAUGUAUGAGGCAGCUUCACUCAUCUUCAACUUGCAAACUUGUUCUUGGUUAACAAUCUAAACACCAAAGCAUGGCAGCAGUUGUGGAUUGUCAUCAGCAUGAGAAGGAGCUCAAAACAUUCGAUGAAAGCAAAGCUGGCGUCAAAGGACUUGCAGACGCUGGGGUGACCAAGCUCCCAAUCAUGUUCAUACACCCUCCAGAGAAUCUACUAAACUCAUCAUUCCCGGAAGAUGAUGAGCAAUAUCACAAAAUUCGCAACCUUCAAUUUCCGGUGGUUGAUCUCAGUGGUUUUGAUAACAGCGAGAGGCGAAAAGAAAUCGUCAAUGACAUAAACAAAGCAGCUGAGUCAUGGGGCUUCUUUCAGUUGGUGAACCAUGGAAUUCCGCUUGGUGUUAUGGAGGGGAUCCAGAAAAGUAUCCGAGGGUUUCAUGAGCUGCCCCAGGAGGAGAAGGUGAAGUGGUACUCGCGCGAUUUUACGCAGAAGGUUAACUUCUUCAGCAAUGGAGACUUGAAGGUGUCGACGCCAGCUGACUGGAGGGAUACCUUGUCAUGCAAGGUCCUAGAAGACCCGGAAAGCUUUGAAGCAAUACCGCAAGUGUGCAGGCGAGAAGUAAGUGAGUAUAUGAAACACAUCGAUGGAGUGCAAGAGAAGUUAUCCGAGUUAUUUUCAGAAGCUUUAGGUCUUAGCAGUGAUAAUCUUGCAAGCGCAGGGUGCUUCAAAUCGAGGUCAUUGGCGUGCCAUUAUUUCCCGAUUUGCCCUGAACCGCAUUUGACUAUGGGCGGAACCAAGCAUUCGGACCUCGGCUUUCUCACCUUGCUUCUUCAAGACAGUGUUGGCGGCCUACAAGUUCUUCAUCAAAAUGUUUGGAUUGAUGUUCCCCCAGUGAAGGGAGCUUUGCUAGCAAAUAUUGGUGACAUGAUGCAGAUUAUUACAAAUGGCAAGUUCAAGAGUGUGGAGCAUAGAGUUUUGAUGAAGCCAACCGUCGAGCCUCGUAUCUCAAUUGCAUGUUUCUUGGGUACGGAUGACCUCCAAAAAUCAUAUGGGCCAAUAAAAGAACUUAUAUCAGAAAAUAGUCCGCCGAUUUACAACGAAGUCAAAUUCGGAGAAUACAUGAAGAAGUAUAAACUAUAAGUUAUAUGAAACGACAAUGGUGAACUCUACCUUCCAUCAAUUUAGAGUACCGUAUUGAGUCCAUGUUAUUGUGCAACAAUUAUGUCGAAACUUGAAAGUUAUGGACGUAUGAUUAUGUGACCAUAUUUAUGGUUAAUUUUCAAUUCUUGUGUAAUAGAGCAGUUCUCUUUUUCAAGAGUCAGGUGUGUGAUAUGUUGAAUAUUUCAUUUGACAGAAUAAUAAUAGUUGAGAUCUUUUAUUUGUGUA
Messenger RNA from Rosa rugosa (rugosa rose), 1469 nucleotides. Its product is annotated as 1-aminocyclopropane-1-carboxylate oxidase homolog 1-like. NCBI's taxonomy places the organism in Eukaryota, Viridiplantae, Streptophyta, Magnoliopsida, Rosales, Rosaceae. The transcript is spliced from 3 exons. The record is from RefSeq and is a predicted model, not a curated record. The coding region runs from base 162 to 1223 and encodes 353 amino acids.